Guyanagaster necrorhizus is the source of this 1227-nucleotide messenger RNA. Its product is annotated as UV excision repair protein Rad23. The record is from RefSeq and is a predicted model, not a curated record. The coding region runs from base 1 to 1164 and encodes 387 amino acids. Gene Ontology annotation, molecular function: damaged DNA binding; ubiquitin binding; proteasome binding. Gene Ontology annotation, biological process: proteasome-mediated ubiquitin-dependent protein catabolic process; nucleotide-excision repair. The transcript is spliced from 7 exons. Lineage: Eukaryota; Fungi; Basidiomycota; Agaricomycetes; Agaricales; Physalacriaceae. Gene Ontology annotation, cellular component: cytosol; nucleoplasm.
AUGAAAGUAACCAUAAAGACGACCCAGCAGAAGGUCUUCCAGAUUGACGUCGAAGAUGAAGAGACAAUAGGUGCUCUCAAGAACAAGAUCCAGGAGGCACAGAGCAAAAUAUUGGCCGACGAUAAGACUGUAGGAUCAUGUGGUAUCAAAGAAAAGGACUUUUUGGUUUUGAUGGUGUCCAAGCCUAAACCGACACCGACGCCUAUGCCCCCGACGGCAUCAUCCAGCGGCCCCACAGCGGGCCGUACUGUACCCCCGACGGCAGUGGCUCCUGUGCCGGAAACGAUGCAGCAGUCUGCUCCUGCUCCUGCUCCUGCUCCUGCUCCUGCUCCUGCUCCUGCUCCCGCUCCUGCUCCCGCUCCAGCACCUGCGACUUCCGCACCGUCCCCGGCCGCCUCCGCCUCCCCCCCUGCCUUUGGCGAUUCGAGCUCUUUUCUUACCGGAGAUGCACUACAAUCUACGAUCAACAGCAUGACUGAGAUGGGAUUUCCACGGGAUCAAGUUCUACGUUGCCUCAGAGCAAGUUACAACAAUCCUGAUCGUGCUGUGGAGUACCUUAUGAGCGGCAUCCCAGCUCAUCUAGAAUCGGAGGCCGCGGGAAAUGCCCCUACUGUGCCUUCCCACUCUGCUGGUACCCCGGCUACUGCUCCGGCGCCAGCCGCCACUCCAGCUGCUUCCGCUCCGCCGUCAAAUCAGCCCCAAAAUUUGUUCCAGCUUGCCCAGCAACAACAGCAAGCUGCUGGUGGAGGCAGCACCGGAGGUCUCGGAGGAGCCCAAGGAGGUCAAUUGGACCUCGCUGCUCUGCAGAACAGCCCUCAGCUUCAACAACUCCGCGAACACAUCGCUCAAAACCCCAACCUCAUUCAACCUCUGAUCCACCAGCUUGCUACGAGUAAUCCUACCCUCGCUCAGCUUCUGGCCCAAAACCCAGAGGCAUUGAUGCAACUGCUUGGCGUUGGUGAGGGCGAUUUUGAGGGUGAUAGCGAGGGCGAUAUUCCACCAGGUGCCCACGUCGUCAGCGUAACGGAGGAGGAAAGAGCUGCAAUCCAGCGUCUGGAGGCUCUCGGUUUCCCUCGUCAAGCUGUCCUCGAAGCUUACUUUGCGUGCGACAAGAAUGAGGAACUUGCGGCGAAUUACUUGUUUGAAGGUGGAUUUGACGAUUAAAUAAUAAUAGCGACGUUGUGUAUUCUUACUUGUCUGUCUCGUUUUCCGAAUUUAUUAAUAUAG